AUGGGUUCGAGAUACCCAUCUCACCAGCUCGGCAACGGCCUCUUCGUGUCUGGUCGUCCCGAGCAACCCAAAGAAAGACCUCCAACGAUGAGCUCAGUAGCAAUGCCUUACACUGGUGGAGACAUCAAGAAGUCAGGAGAGUUGGGGAAGAUGUUUGAGAUUCCAACGGAUGGGACAAAGUCAAGAAAGUCUGGUCCCAUCUCCGGUGCUCCUUCAAGGUCUGCCUCAUUUGCACAAUCAGGUCAAGGGGGUCCUAACGCUGGUGCUACCACUCGUAUGUCUGGCUCUUUAGCUUCUGCUGCUGGCUCUGUCUCCAUGAAGAAAACAAACUCUGGACCUUUAUCUAAGCACGGAGAGCCUCUAAAGAAAUCAUCUGGGCCUCAAUCUGGGGCUGGGACACGGCAAAACUCCGGUCCUAUUCCUGUUCUUCCGGCUACUGGUCUCAUUACAUCAGGUCCUUUAAAUUCAUCUGGUGCUCCUAGAAAGGUUUCUGGUCCUUUAGACUCGUCUGGUUCGUUGAAGACACAUCAUAUGCCUUCUGUUGUUGCUGUACACAACCCGGCCGUAACUACCCUUGGUCCUCUGGAUGACUUUUCCAGCCUCAAGAGCUUCCCAAAGCCUGUCUUGUGGCUGGUUGUUCUUAUAUUUGUGAUGGGGUUCCUUGCCGGAGGCUUCAUUCUUGGCGCAGUUCACAAUCCUGUGCUCCUCAUCGUUGUUGCAAUCUUCUUUGCAGUUGUUGCUGCGCUUUUUGUUUGGAAUAUUUGUUGGGGGAGACGUGGUGUCACUGAAUUCAUUGCUCGUUAUCCUGAUGCUGACCUUAGAACUGCUAAAAAUGGUCAAUACGUUAAGGUCACUGGGGUGGUUACUUGUGGUAAUGUGCCGCUUGAGUCAUCAUAUCAGAGAGUUCCUAGAUGUGUGUACACAUCCACAUGUCUAUAUGAGUAUCGUGGAUGGGGUUCAAAACCAGCUAAUUCUUCACAUCGUUUGUUCACAUGGGGACUGAGAUCAUCAGAGAGACAUGUGGUGGACUUUUACAUAUCAGAUUUUCAAUCUGGACUCAGAGCCUUAGUCAAAACAGGAAACAGUGCAAAGGUGACACCUCUUGUAGAUGAUUCUGCUGUUAUAGAUUUUAAGCACGGAAAUGAGCAAAUGUCUCCAGAUUUUGUUCACUGGUUAAAGAAGAAGAAUCUAUCAAGUGAUGAUCGAAUAAUGCGGCUCAAAGAAGGGUAUAUAAAAGAAGGAAGCACAGUGAGUGUGAUUGGAGUGGUGCAGAGAAACGAUAAUGUGUUAAUGAUAGUGCCACCAUCUGAGCCACUUGCAGCUGGUUGGCAAUGGAGGAGAUGCACAUUCCCAACAACCCUUGAAGGAAUUGUAUUGAGAUGUGAAGACUCAUCCAACGUUGAUGCAAUACCGGUUUAAGUCCAUCAUCAUCAUCAUCACAGCAACAUCAGAAUUUGGUUUCAUUAAAUAUUUUUUUCAUAAACCGUAAGAAGAAUGUGGUUCUUCUUGGUGGUUACGUUUGGUGGGUGGGUGUGGUUUCAUAUACCUAAAAUGAGCUAAUUGUAUUCUUCUUUUUUUGGUUUGUAUAGCUCUGUUGAGUAAGUUGUUUUCGAUAGAACUCGCGUCUUUUACUCGAGGUGUUAUAUAGUAAUAUGUUAUGGCCAAAAUCUUUCUUUUUGUGAAAAAAUACAGAACUCAUUUUGAUGUAUUUUUGAAUCUCAAUUCUUUUCUAUUCAUUUAUUUUGUUCCUAUUAUGUAUUUGCAUAUACAUUGUGAAUGUGUGUGAUAACUGGAG
Molecule: messenger RNA, 1795 nt
Organism: Eruca vesicaria subsp. sativa (arugula)
Lineage: Eukaryota; Viridiplantae; Streptophyta; Magnoliopsida; Brassicales; Brassicaceae
Source: the annotation of a GenBank genome assembly